Molecule: messenger RNA, 1044 nt
Organism: Phyllostomus hastatus (greater spear-nosed bat)
Lineage: Eukaryota; Metazoa; Chordata; Mammalia; Chiroptera; Phyllostomidae
Product: trace amine-associated receptor 4-like
Biological process (GO): G protein-coupled receptor signaling pathway; chemosensory behavior; behavioral fear response
Cellular component (GO): membrane
Molecular function (GO): trace-amine receptor activity; 2-phenylethylamine receptor activity
Source: RefSeq, a predicted model, not a curated record
AUGAAUUCACCUGAACUUUGGAAGGCCCCAGAAGUACAAGUCUGCUUUGCUUUGGUUAACAACUCAUGCCCUAGAAAUGUGAGGUCUGUGCUGACUGUCUCGGCCAUGUACACGGUCAUGAUUGGUGCUAUAGUGAUGACCAUACUGGGCAACCUGGUUGUGAUCAUUGCCAUCACUCACUUCAAGCAGCUCCACACCCCAACCAACUUCCUGAUCCUCUCCAUGGCCACCACUGAUCUUCUGCUGAGCUGCGUGGUCAUGCCCUUCAGUAUGAUCCGUUCCAUCGAAUCCUGCUGGUACUAUGGAGAUCUCUUUUGCAAAGUCCACAGCUGUUGUGACAUCAUGCUCUGUACCACCUCCAUUUUUCACCUCUGCUUCAUCUCAGUGGAUCGUUACUAUGCUGUGUGUGACCCUUUGCAUUAUGUCAACAAAAUUACCAUCCCCGUCAUAGAGGUCUUUCUGCUCAUCAGUUGGUCUAUUCCCAUCUUUUUUGCCUUUGGCCUGGUAUUCUCAGAAUUAAACAUCAUUGGUAUAGAAGAUUUUGUUGCAGCCAUUGACUGCACUGGUUUGUGUGUGUUGAUAUUUAACAAGCUCUGGGGAGUUUUGGCUUCCUGUAUAGCCUUCUUUCUCCCUGGGACAGUAAUGGUUGGGAUUUACAUACACAUUUUCACAGUAGCCAGGAAGCAUGCUAAGCAAAUCCACAUGGGUCCUAUGAGGAAAGAGGUUGGGUCAGAAGGGAGAAUGAAAGCAUCAUCCAAAACAGAGAGCAAGGCCACCAAGACUUUAAGCAUAGUCAUGGGAGUGUUUGUGCUGUGCUGGCUGCCCUUUUUCCUCUUGACAAUUACAGACCCUUUCAUUAAUUUUACAACUCCCGAAGAUGUAUAUAAUAUCUGCCUUUGGCUGGGUUAUUUCAAUUCCACUUUCAAUCCCAUCAUAUAUGGCAUGUUUUAUCCUUGGUUUCGAAAGGCAUUGAGGAUGAUCAUCACAGGAAUAAUCUUCCGCCCCGACUCUUCCACCCUAAACCUGUUUCCUGGACAUGCUUAG